This is a messenger RNA of Vespula pensylvanica (western yellowjacket), 1806 nucleotides long. RefSeq lists its product as uncharacterized. The transcript has 3 exons. Lineage: Eukaryota; Metazoa; Arthropoda; Insecta; Hymenoptera; Vespidae. The record is from RefSeq and is a predicted model, not a curated record. The coding region runs from base 383 to 721 and encodes 112 amino acids.
UCAUAGUGGGAAAUAGUGUUUCCUUAUUGGGCUUAUAGUUCAUAUUUUGUUCGUACUUGUCCUUGAAAUCAUAUGUGCUCUAAGCAAAAAGUGAUAAUCGAUGUAAUGUAGUCUGAUAAUGUUUUAUAUAAAAUAGAAAUAAUAAGAACCUACUGUGAAAACGAAUUUUAUCUGUUAGCGGUUAAGUCAAUUAAAUGGGUCAAAUAUUCAAAAGUUUACGUAUACGAUCGUGUAGUUAUGUAAAAGUCAAUAAAAGUGUGUUUUGUCAAGUUUGAGCAUAUCAAUAUUUGAGAAUAUUUGAAUAUUAAUUUGAGAAAUUGAAAGAAAAGAAAAUAGGACUGUCUUAUCGUACAAGAACCAUAAAAAACAUAAAUACGUAAGAAUGUUUUUUUCACGUUUUAUUAGAAAGCUAGAUCCAGCAACAAAAGAAAAAAUAAGAUUGAGAUUAGCUAUGCUUUAUGCAGCAAUAGCUUGGAAUGGAUUUGCAAUUGGUAUAUAUAUGAUAUCUAAUAGACAUCGUGAAUCUCCUGGCGUACCGAAAGGUUUCACUAGAAUACUUGGUUCUCAAACAGAGGAAAGUCAAGUCAUUCGGAUUAAAGGAUUUAAUGUUGUAGAAAGAACUGUAUAUGAUAAAAAGCAACUUAAUGAAAUUCGUCAGAAUAUUAUAAAUCCUCCUAAUACUGCUAAUGAUGAUGAUGAUGAUGAUGAUUCAGACUUCUAAUUUUUAAUUGAUAAACAAUUAAAAGUUUUUAUUUUAUUGUAAAGCAUGAUAAUAAGAGAAUAGAUGUAUAUAAUAUUAAAAUAUAAUUAAAAUAAUAAGUAUUAUUUGUUAUUUACAAAUUUAAAGAAUAUCAAGACAUUCGUUGACAUAUUAAUUUAACAAAGGAACCAAUAACUCAGUCAAUAACAAUAGAUAAGUUGCCUGCAAUCAUAUCGUGUAAAACUUAAGGAAGAGAUCGUCGUAAAGCUAUUGCACCUGAUGAAGAAUUUCCCGUUUCAGGAUUCAAAUCUUUCAAUCUUUGUUCCAUUUCACAUAACAAAGCUGACCUAUUGAAAUUCGUCAUAUUAUUUAUUUAUAUAAAUUAACUUGCACAAUAUACUAUAAAAUUAUUUUUAUAUUGCAAACCUGUAUUCUUCAUAUCGCAUAACAACUUCUUCCAAUUCUUGUUUGUAAAGUCUUGUUAGCAUUGCAUUGAAGCAAUCAAGUUCUGGUAAACGGAAAAGCUCCCAUCGUAAUUUACGAUCUAAUGCGAUGGAUGCUCUACUGUACACAUACAACCAAUGAGGAAUUUCUUCAUUAAGGUAUGGAUUUGCUGGUACUAAAACACUGUGAGAAUGAAAGUGAGUAUGUCUAGGAGGUGACACUACUCUUAUAGCUUGUACUUCAUGCGGAUAACAUGGAUGUUCAUAUUGUGCUUGUCUCGUUAUGUGACUGCAAAUAAUACGAGAUUAUUAUUUAUACGUAUAGGAUGAAGCAUGUAAUAUAUAAUAUAGCAAUGAUCACUAAUCACUCACUUAACAUAAUAGACACCAUAUUCUGGUGAUUCUAUUCUUUCCCACCCAGUAGGCAAACCUUCUUUUUCUAGAGGAUGUGACCAAUGAGUAGUUUUUGUAUUAUGAUCUAUGUAAUACUUUCUACCUCUAAGUGUAAAAUCUACCGACCAACCAGGUGGUAAAGGUAAUUCUUCUUGUUGUUCGCUUCUAGAACUCGAUCUUUCUGACUGACAUCUACUAUAUCUUUAAAAAUGUUCACAUUGUUUUAAUAAAAUAAUAAUAAGAAUAUUAUUACAUUAAUAUUUCAAUUAA